This is a messenger RNA of Phoenix dactylifera (date palm), 904 nucleotides long. RefSeq names its product agamous-like MADS-box protein AGL80. Gene Ontology annotation, molecular function: protein dimerization activity; DNA-binding transcription factor activity, RNA polymerase II-specific; cis-regulatory region sequence-specific DNA binding. Gene Ontology annotation, biological process: positive regulation of transcription by RNA polymerase II. The record is from RefSeq and is a predicted model, not a curated record. Lineage: Eukaryota; Viridiplantae; Streptophyta; Magnoliopsida; Arecales; Arecaceae.
UGCCUUUCUUGGUUCUCUCGUCAACACCCGCUCUUCCAAAACCAUGUCGAGGACCAGCAUGAAGCUCCAGUUGAUUGCCGAUGAUGCUGCGAGGAAGACUUCCCUGAAGAAGAGAAAGAAGGGCUUGCUGAAGAAGGUGCAGGAGCUCAGCAUCCUGUGCGAUGUCGAUGCAUGCGCCAUCAUUUACGGACCCGGCGAGCGCUCCCCGGAGGUGUGGCCCUCGCCGGAGGAGGCCACCCGGAUGCUCAUGCGGCUCCGAGACAUGCCGGAAAUGGAACAGAAGCAGAAGAUGAUGAACCAGGAGGAGUUCCUCUACCAGAAGAUGAGGAAGUUGGUAGACCAACUUCAUAAGCAGGAGUUCGAGAAUAGGGAGAUGGAGAAGAAGCUGAAGAUGUAUGAGGCACUGAGGACGGGGAACUUCAACGACUUGGACAUAGAGCAAGCCAUAAGCCUGUCCAUGAUGAUCGAGAUGAAGUUGAAGAAAAUCUAUGAGAAGAUGGACGCAAUCAGGAAGCACCAGGAGAUGGCCUGGGUUGAUGGAGCAGUGCAAGAGGGUGGGAAUUCGGCUGGGCUGAACGCUCCGUGGGAGAACAACCCAACGGAGCAGGGCAGGGAGAUACUCCAGAGGCAGAAGCAGAUGAUGGAUACGAUGAUCCUCGCAAGGACAAAUGAAACCAAUCAGCCUUCUCCAGGUCCAGCCAACCCAUGGAUGGCUUCCUUCUUCCCCUCCAAUUGAGCAUGGGUGCAUGUCCUUGGCUUUCGUGAUCUGUCUUGUCUGUCCUAUGUUGGGUCCUGUCUUAGUGGUAUCAGGCCAAAAUAAAUAAUAAUACAGUCUAUGCUUUAUCAUAAUCAUUGAGUAUGUCAUGAAUAAAAAACCCUAUGUUUUGGACGACCCUGGUCUGAU